AUGGGAAUUUCUCCCUCAACAGUAUCUAAAAUCGUAAAGAAGUUUAAAGAAACAGGCAAAGUUAAUAAUUUGCCAAGAUCAGGUUAUCCUAAAAUUGUUUCUUCUGAUAAAGAAAAAUUAAUAUGUGAAAUGAUUAUCCCUGGGCAAUGUGAAACAGCAGUCAACAUGCAUGCAAAGUUUUGUCGUAAAACAAAUAAAGAGAUGUCAGUCGAAACAAUACGAAACAUUCUUCGAAGAAAUGGAUAUGUUCCUAGAGUUAGUCCUGCUCUUACUGAUCAACAUAAAAUAGAACGUCUAAAAUUUGCUACAAAAUAUAAAGACUGGACUCAUAUGGUAUGGGGUUGUAUGACCUCAGAAGAUGGCCAUAUUGAAUUAGUUGAAAGAACUUUAAAUUCGGCAGGAUAUAUUAAUAUUCUCAAGGAUUGUCUAUUAGAUGUGCUGGAAUCAUGUGAGUACGACGAGGAUGAAAUGAUUUUUCAGCAUGAUAAUGCUAGAAUACACACGUCAAUUGCAACAAAAGCGUGGCUUAAGGAUAAUAAUAUAACUGUUCUAGAAUAG
This is a messenger RNA of Racocetra fulgida, 558 nucleotides long. The record is from the annotation of a GenBank genome assembly. Lineage: Eukaryota; Fungi; Glomeromycota; Glomeromycetes; Diversisporales; Gigasporaceae.